Lacerta agilis (Sand lizard) is the source of this 7971-nucleotide messenger RNA. It is a transcript of the gene MUC6, whose product is annotated as mucin 6, oligomeric mucus/gel-forming. The record is from RefSeq and is a predicted model, not a curated record. The transcript has 43 exons. The coding region runs from base 1 to 7971 and encodes 2656 amino acids. Gene Ontology annotation, molecular function: protein binding. Gene Ontology annotation, cellular component: extracellular matrix. Lineage: Eukaryota; Metazoa; Chordata; Lepidosauria; Squamata; Lacertidae.
AUGGAACUGCAGGAGAGCAGUCACCUUAAUGAGAUUCCUCCUAUAACGAGGCUCAAGGCCUGCCUUCCCCAGCCAAGCCAAAAGAGUGCUGAAUGGCUUGACCUUGAAACCUAUUCUGAAGAGUUGAGAAGUCUAGAUAAUGCCCGUCUUCACCAUACAGCUGUGGACAAGGGCUCAUGCUCCACCUGGGGAACUGGGCAUUUCUCAACUUUUGACAACUACUUGUAUGAUUUUUCUGGGACUUGCAAUUACAUCUUUGCCACCGUAUGCAAUGACGUCAACCCGGAUUUCAACAUCCAGUUCCGUCGUGGACCCAACAAAAAAAUUACCAGAAUCAUCAUCGAGUUGGGACCCAAUGUUAUCAUAAUUGAAAAUGGCAUCAUAUCAGUCAAGGAUGUUGGUAUUAUCAGGCUGCCAUACACCAGAAAUGGAAUUCAGAUCACACCUUUUGGACGCACCAUCCGCCUAGUGGCCAAGCUGAUGGAGAUUGAGCUUGCCGUUUUCUGGAAUAAUGAUGAUUACCUCAUGGUUUUGAUUGAGGAAAAAUACAUGACAAGAACAUGUGGACUGUGUGGGAACUUUGAUGGGAAAGAAUUAAAUGAGUUUAUGAGUGAAGACAAACUUCUGGACCCUCAAAAAUAUGCCGCCCUACAUAAAAUUGAUGAUCCUGCAGAGAUCUGCCCAAUUGAGGAAAUGACAGUUUCUAACGUUCCUCGCAAGAAAUAUGCUAGGAUCUGCAGCCAACUUCUAGGACUCGUGUCUCAAUCUUGCAACAUCUCAAGGAAAGGGUUUGUUAUCCGCUGCCAACUUGACAUGCAAAACUGCCCUGAUCAAGGCCAGAGGAACUGUACUUGUGCUACUCUUUCGGAGUACUCCAGGCAGUGUGCCAUGUCCCAUCAGGAAGUGUCUGAUUGGAGGAGCACUGACUUCUGCUCUUUGGGAAGAUGUCCAGCUAACCAAAUCUACAAAGAGUGUGGUUCUCCCUGUCUCAAAACAUGUUCCAAUCCAGAUUACAGCUGUUCCAGCUACUGUACAUAUGGCUGCUUCUGCCCAGAAGGGACUGUUUUGGAUGACAUUUCAAAAAACCGAACAUGUGUUCCGGUUGAACAGUGUCCAUGCACACUGAAUGGGGAAAUGUAUGCUCCUGGUGAUGUUAUGAAAGCAACAUGUAGAACCUGUAAGUGUAUGAUGGGUCAGUGGAGCUGCACAGAACUGCCAUGUCCAGGCAGAUGUUCCUUGGAGGGAGGGUCAUUUGUUACUACAUUUGACUCUAGGCCAUACCGUUUCCAUGGAGUUUGCACCUACAUUCUUAUGAAGAGUCCCAUGUUACCACACAAUGGAACCCUGAUGGCUGUGUAUGAAAACUCUGGUUAUUCCAGUUCAGAGACAUCACUGGCAGCCAUCAUUUAUGUCUCAGGAAAAGACAAAAUUGUGAUUUCCAAAAAUGAAAUUUUAAUGGAUGAGGAUGAACUUAAGAGGCUACCUUAUAAAUCAGGAGACAUCAUCAUCUUCAGACAGUCAUCUACUCACAUUCAAAUGUAUACAACCUUUGGGUUGGAGCUGGUAAUUCAAGUUAGUCCAGUGUUUCAAGUUUAUAUUAAAGUUGGACUUCAGUUCAAAGGCAAUACCCGAGGGCUGUGUGGUAACUACAAUGGAGAAACUACAGACGACUUCAUGACCAGCAUGGAUAUUAUUGAAGGAACAGCACCUCUCUUUGUGGAUUCUUGGAGAUCAGGAAAUUGCCCCCCUGCCAUAGAAAGAGAUACAGAUCCUUGUUCUAUGAGUCAAUUAAACAAAAUGUGUGCCGAGACCCACUGCUCUGUUCUUAUCAAGAAAGAUACAAUAUUUGAGAAAUGUCAUUCUGUGGUGAACCCUGUUCCAUUUUAUAAGAGAUGUAUAUACCAAGCCUGCAACUAUGAGGAAACCUUUCCCUAUAUUUGCUCUGCUCUGGGAUCAUACGCCCGUGUGUGUGCUUCAAUGGGACUGUUUCUUGGGAACUGGCGGAGUACAGUAGACAACUGCACCAUUUCUUGUACUGGAAAUCAGACAUUCAGCUACAACACUCAAGCCUGUGACCGGACAUGCCUGUCCCUCUCCCAUCGAGGCCUAGAGUGCCACCCCACUGACAUCCCUAUUGACGGCUGCAAUUGUCCAAAAGGCACCUAUCUCAAUCACAAAAAUGAGUGCGUCCGUAAAUCCCAGUGCCCUUGCUACUUGAAAGACAGGAAGUUCAUUCAUGCUGAUCAGUCAACCAUAAUUGGUGGAAUUACCUGCUAUUGCAUUAAUGGGAAUCUGAGUUGUACUGGCAAACCUGCUGACCCUGCAGAAAACUGCAAGCCUCCCAAAAAAUAUAUUUCAUGCUCAGCACCUUCAGAAAGCAAAUAUGGAGCUGCCUGUGCACCAACCUGCCAAAUGCUGGCUACUGGAAUUGCAUGUGUCCCCAGCAAGUGUGAAUCAGGCUGUGUUUGUGCUGCUGGACUAUAUGAAAAGCUAGAUGGUACAUGUGUGCCACCUGAUGAGUGUCCCUGUGAAUAUGGUGGCAUCUCAUAUGCAAAAGGAGAGGAGAUACACACUGAAUGCAAGUCCUGCACCUGCACAAGAGGAAAAUGGAAAUGCAUCCAAAAUUCCAGGUGCUCUUCAACAUGCAGUCUCUAUGGGGAAGGCCAUAUCACCACGUUUGAUGGACAACGCUUUGUGUUUGAUGGCAACUGUGAAUACAUACUAGCUAUGGACGGUUGUGGCAUGGGUGGCACUCCCCAUCAUUUUAAAAUAGUGACUGAAAAUGUUGUCUGUGGAAAUACCGGGAUCACAUGUUCCAGAGCAAUCAAGAUCCACCUUGGAAAUCUGACAAUCACUUUGGCAGACAGAACAUACACCAUCUCUGGUUGGAAUCCUAUGACAGAGUUCUUUAUAGAAGAGAAUGCCCUCCACUUGAUUAUUGAAAUUGCAAUCCCUGGCAAAUAUGACAUGUCCCUUAUCUGGAACAGGCACAUGAACAUAUUCAUCAAAAUAUUCAGAGGAGCAAAGGAUCACCUCUGUGGUUUAUGUGGUAAUUACAAUGGGAAUAUAAGGGAUGACUUUGAAACUCGAAGUAAAUAUGUAGCAUCCAAUGAAUUGGAGUUUGUGAAUUCCUGGAAAGAGAAUCCCCUUUGUGGGGAUGUGUUCUUUGUGGCUGAUCCAUGCAGUAACAACCCCUAUCGCAAAGCAUGGGCAGAAAAGAAGUGCUCCAUUAUCAACAGUCAAGUAUUUGCUUCCUGCCACAGCAAGGUGUACCGCAGGCCUUAUUAUGAAGCUUGUGUCCGGGAUUCAUGUGGCUGUGACACAGGAGGGGACUGUGAGUGCAUGUGUGAUGCUGUUGCAGUGUAUGCAAAAGCAUGCUUAGAAGCUGGCGUCUGUGUUGACUGGAGAACCCCAGACUUCUGUCCUGUCUACUGUGACUACUUCAACAGCCAUAAGAAGAAUGCCAUGGAUGGCACCUAUCAUAACUUUGUUAAUGAACUGAAUUGCACCUGGCAUUACCGCCCCUGUAAAUGUCCAUACCAGCUACUAACCUACAGAGAAAUAAACAUUGAAGGCUGUUACAACUGUUCAGAGCAUGACUACUAUGACGCUAAGCAGAAAAAAUGUGUGCCUUGUAUCACCACACCUUCGACAACCAGACCGCCAAGCAGCACUCCGAAAACCACGCCAACCACGUCUCAGUCCACCACAUCCAGAACCACUGCAUCAACUCAGACGGAAACCACCAAUACGCCAAAGACCACUGCAACAGCCUCCACAAUCUCCACACCACCCACCCCUACACAUCACCCCAAAAUCCUAACCACCACAACCCCCUCCACCACGACAGAAUCCACUGCGCCUAGCACACCAACCCCGACAACCACAACAGGACCCGUGCCCCCCACCACACCCUCUCCUCCGACGCCGUCCACAACAACCACCACCACCUCGCCCACAACCGUUACCUCCACUUCCACCAGCACUCCAGUACCCACUGCCACAACUCUCACCACUGCUCCCCCUACCAGCACAGAAACGCCCAGCACAACUCCUGCAACCACCACCGUCCCAGUUACCACGGGUAAGUCUCCUUGGCCGCUCUGCAGCAGCUUACAAGUCUUUCAGGACCCCUCUCUUCCCGUGACCUUGCUCUUUUGCGUUCCAGAAACACCGAAAAACACCACUUCUGUUCCACCACCGGUGCCUACAGUCACCACACCUUCGACAACCAGACCGCCAAGCAGCACUCCGAAAACCACGCCAACCACGUCUCCCUCCACCACAUCCAGAACCACUGCAUCAACUCAGACGGCAACCACCAACACGCCAAAGACCACUGCAACAGCCUCCACAAUCUCCACACCACCCACCCCUACACAUCACCCCAAAAUCCUAACCACCACAACCCCCUCCACCACGACAGAAUCCACUGCGCCUAGCACACCAACCCCGACAACCACAACAGGACCCGUGCCCCCCACCACACCCUCUCCUCCGACGCCGUCCACGACAUCCACCACCACCUCACCCACAACCGUUACCUCCACUUCCACAAGCACUCCAGUACCCACUGCCACAACUCUCACCACUGCUCCCCCUACCAGCACAGAAACGCCCAGCACAACUCCUGCAACCACCACCGUCCCAGUUACCACGGAAACACCGAAAAGCACCACUUCUGUUCCACCACCGGUGCCUACAGUCACCACACCUUCGACAACCAGACCGCCAAGCAGCACUCCGAAAACCACGGCAACCACGUCUCCCUCCACCACAUCCAGAACCACUGCGUCAACUCAGACGGCAACCACCAACACGCCAAAGACCACUGCAACAGCCUCCACAAUCUCCACACCACCCACCCCUACGCAUCAUCCCAAAAUCCUAACCACCACAACCCCCUCCACCACGACAGAAUCCACUGCGCCUAGCACACCAACCCCGACAACCACAACAGGACCCGUGCCCCCCACCACACCCUCUCCUCCGACGCCGUCCACGACAACCACCACCACCUCGCCCACAACCGUUACCUCCACUUCAACCAGCACUCCAGUACCCACUGCCACAACUCUCACCACUGCUCCCCCUACCAGCACAGAAACGCCCAGCACAACUCCUGCAACCACCACCGUCCCAGUUACCACGGAAACACCGAAAAGCACCACUUCUGUUCCACCACCGGUGCCUACAGUCACCACACCUUCGACAACCAGACCGCCAAGCAGCACUCCGAAAACCACGGCAACCACGUCUCCCUCCACCACAUCCAGAACCACUGCUUCAACUCAGACGGCAACCACCAACACGCCAAAGACCACUGCAACAGCCUCCACAAUCUCCACACCACCCACCCCUACACAUCACCCCAAAAUCCUAACCACCACAACCCCCUCCACCACGACAGAAUCCACUGCGCCUAGCACACCAACCCCGACAACCACAACAGGACCCGUGCCCCCCACCACACCCUCUCCUCCGACGCCGUCCACAACAUCCACCACCACCUCGCCCACAACCGUUACCUCCACUUCCACCAGCACUCCAGUACCCACUGCCACAACUCUCACCACUGCUCCCCCUACCAGCACAGAAAUGCCCAGCACAACUCCUGCAACCACCACCGUCCCAGUUACCACAGGUAAGUCUCCUUGGCCGCUCUGCAGCAGCUUACAAGUCUUUCAGGACCCCUCUCUUCCCGUGACCUUGCUCUUUUGCGUUCCAGAAACACCGAAAAGCACCACUUCUGUUCCACCACCGGUGCCUACAGUCACCACACCUUCGACAACCAGACCGCCAAGCAGCACUCCGAAAACCACGGCAACCACGUCUCCCUCCACCACAUCCAGAACCACUGCGUCAACUCAGACGGCAACCACCAACACGCCAAAGACCACUGCAACAGCCUCCACAAUCUCCACACCACCCACCCCUACGCAUCAUCCCAAAAUCCUAACCACCACAACCCCCUCCACCACAACAGAAUCCACUGCGCCUAGCACACCAACCCCGACAACCACAACAGGACCCGUGCCCCCCACCACACCCUCUCCUCCGACGCCGUCCACGACAACCACCACCACCUCGCCCACAACCGUUACCUCCACUUCAACCAGCACUCCAGUACCCACUGCCACAACUCUCACCACUGCUCCACCUACCAGCACAGAAACGCCCAGCACAACUCCUGCAACCACCACCGUCCCAGUUACCACGGGUAAGUCUCCUUGGCCGCUCUGCAGCAGCUUACAAGUCUUUCAGGACCCCUCUCUUCCCGUGACCUUGCUCUUUUGCGUUCCAGAAACACCGAAAAGCACCACUUCUGUUCCACCACCGGUGCCUACAGUCACCACACCUUCGACAACCAGACCGCCAAGCAGCACUCCGAAAACCACGGCAACCACGUCUCCCUCCACCACAUCCAGAACCACUGCAUCAACUCAGACGGCAACCACCAACACGCCAAAGACCACUGCAACAGCCUCCACAAUCUCCACACCACCCACCCCUACGCAUCAUCCCAAAAUCCUAACCACCACAACCCCCUCCACCACAACAGAAUCCACUGCGCCUAGCACACCAACCCCGACAACCACAACAGGACCCGUGCCCCCCACCACACCCUCUCCUCCGACGCCGUCCACGACAACCACCACCACCUCGCCCACAACCGUUACCUCCACUUCAACCAGCACUCCAGUACCCACUGCCACAACUCUCACCACUGCUCCACCUACCAGCACAGAAACGCCCAGCACAACUCCUGCAACCACCACCGUCCCAGUUACCACGGAAACACCGAAAAGCACCACUUCUGUUCCACCACCGGUGCCUACAGUCACCACACCUUCGACAACCAGACCGCCAAGCAGCACUCCGAAAACCACGGCAACCACGUCUCCCUCCACCACAUCCAGAACCACUGCGUCAACUCAGACGGCAACCACCAACACGCCAAAGACCACUGCAACAGCCUCCACAAUCUCCACACCACCCACCCCUACGCAUCAUCCCAAAAUCCUAACCACCACAACCCCCUCCACCACAACAGAAUCCACUGCGCCUAGCACACCAACCCCAACAACCACAACAGGACCCGUGCCCCCCACCACACCCUCUCCUCCGACGCCGUCCACGACAACCACCACCACCUCGCCCACAACCGUUACCUCCACUUCAACCAGCACUCCAGUACCCACUGCCACAACUCUCACCACUGCUCCACCUACCAGCACAGAAACGCCCAGCACAACUCCUGCAACCACCACCGUCCCAGUUACCACGGGUAAGUCUCCUUGGCCGCUCUGCAGCAGCUUACAAGUCUUUCAGGACCCCUCUCUUCCCGUGACCUUGCUCUUUUGCGUUCCAGAAACACCGAAAAGCACCACUUCUGUUCCACCACCGGUGCCUACAGUCACCACACCUUCGACAACCAGACCGCCAAGCAGCACUCCGAAAACCACGGCAACCACGUCUCCCUCCACCACAUCCAGAACCACUGCUUCAACUCAGACGGCAACCACCAACACGCCAAAGACCACUGCAACAGCCUCCACAAUCUCCACACCACCCACCCCUACACAUCACCCCAAAAUCCUAACCACCACAACCCCCUCCACCACGACAGAAUCCACUGCGCCUAGCACACCAACCCCGACAACCACAACAGGACCCGUGCCCCAAACCACACCCUCUCCUCCGACGCCGUCCACAACAUCCACCACCACCUCGCCCACAACCGUUACCUCCACUUCCACCAGCACUCCAGUACCCACUGCCACAACUCUCACCACUGCUCCCCCUACCAGCACAGAAAUGCCCAGCACAACUCCUGCAACCACCACCGUCCCAGUUACCACAGGUAAGUCUCCUUGGCCGCUCUGCAGCAGCUUACAAGUCUUUCAGGACACCUCUCUUCCCGUAGCGAUCCAAGGGGCAGAGGGAUUCCCACCUCCAGGUCCCACGUAA